Podarcis raffonei (Aeolian wall lizard) is the source of this 2321-nucleotide messenger RNA. RefSeq names its product protein O-mannosyltransferase 1 (gene POMT1). Gene Ontology annotation, cellular component: membrane; endoplasmic reticulum. The transcript has 20 exons. Gene Ontology annotation, biological process: protein O-linked glycosylation via mannose. The record is from RefSeq and is a predicted model, not a curated record. NCBI's taxonomy places the organism in Eukaryota, Metazoa, Chordata, Lepidosauria, Squamata, Lacertidae. Gene Ontology annotation, molecular function: dolichyl-phosphate-mannose-protein mannosyltransferase activity. Bases 130 to 2307 code for a protein of 725 amino acids.
UACAGUAAAGGCAGGAGGACGGCCGCAUUUCUUGCGCGGGGGGGGGUGAGGGGCGGGAAAGAGCGGAGAGAGGAAGGAAGAAAAGGUAGCAGCUUGCUGGCUUUGUACUUGACAAAACUGCCGGGCAAGAUGCUAGAAUUCCUGAAGCACCCAAUUGUAUUUUCCAUGCAGAUCAACAUGAAUCUGGUGGUUUUGACUGUGGUGGGAUUAUUAAGCCGGUUGUGGGCCCUGUCCUACCCUCGUGCUGUGGUCUUUGACGAAGUUUACUAUGGCCAGUUCCUCUCUCUAUAUAUGAAGCGGAUCUUCUUUGUGGAUGACAGUGGCCCACCAUUUGGUCACCUGCUUCUGGCCUUUGGAGGUUACUUGGGUGGGUUUGAUGGCAAUUUCUUGUGGAACAGAAUUGGUGCAGAAUACAAUCCCACUGUGCCAGUUUGGGCCCUGCGGCUGCUACCAGCCUUGGCUGGCGCCUUGUGUGUUCCGCUGGCAUACCAGAUCCUUGUGGAACUGCAUUACUCACACUUUGUUGCUUUUGGAGCUGCCCUGCUGUUUCUGCUGGAGAACUCCCUGAUCACUCAGUCCAGGCUGAUGCUACUGGAGUCCAUUUUAAUCUUUUUUAUCCUGCUGGCAGUUUUAUCUUAUCUGAAGUUCUACAACUCGCAGAAGGAAAGCCCCUUUUCCGCAAGAUGGUGGUUCUGGCUCUUGCUCACAGGACUUUGUUGCUCCUGUGCAAUUGGGGUGAAAUAUAUGGGCCUCUUCACGUACAUCCUGCUUUUGGCCAUUGCAGGAGUCCACUCCUGGCAACUGAUCGGUGACCAGAACUUGCCCAAUAUGUCCCUGCUGGGCCACUUGCUAGCCAGAGGUCUGGCCCUCGUGAUCCUCCCAGUAGCCACAUACCUGUCUUUCUUCUACAUCCACUUGGCUUUGCUGUAUCGCUCAGGGCCACAUGACCAGAUCAUGAGCAGUGCUUUCCAAGCGAGUUUGGAGGGUGGUCUCGCUCGGAUCACGCAAGGCCAGCCUCUGGAGGUGGCAUAUGGCUCCCAGAUCACCUUGCGCAACAUCCUGGGGAAACCCAUGCCCUGCUGGCUGCAUUCUCACAAGAAUACUUACCCUAUCAGGUAUGAAAACGGCCGUGGAAGCUCCCACCAGCAACAAGUCACCUGCUACCCUUUCAAGGACGUCAACAACUGGUGGAUCGUGAAGGACCCUGGCAUGCAGCAGCUGGUGGUGAGCAACCCCCCUCGCCCUGUGCGCCACGGCAGCAUUGUGCAGCUUGUUCACGGGAUCACAACUCGCUACCUCAACACACAUGACGUUGCUGCGCCCCUGAGCCCUCAUUCCCAAGAGAUUUCCUGCUACAUUGAUUACAACAUUUCCAUGCAGGCUCAGAAUCUCUGGAGAGUGGAAAUUGUGAACCGAGACUCGGAUACAGAUGUCUGGAAAACAAUCCUGUCUGAAGUAAGGCUUGUCCAUGUGAACACCUCGGCAGUGCUAAAGCUCAGUGGCGCAUCCCUACCCGAGUGGGGCUAUCGGCAGCUGGAGAUAAUUGGGGAAAAGAUUUCUAAAGGCUACCACCAGAGCAUGCUGUGGAACGUGGAAGAGCACAGAUAUGGGAAAAGCCAGGAACAGAAGGAGAGGGAGGUGGAACUGCAUUCCCCAACCCAGAUCAGCAUCAGCCAGAACCUCAGUUUCAUGGCCAAGUUCACAGAACUGCAGUGGAAGAUACUUACUCUGAAAAAUGAAGACACAGAACACAAAUAUAGCUCUUCUCCCCUGGAAUGGAUUACCCUGGACACAAACAUCGCCUACUGGUUCCACUCCACCUCAGGGGCCCAGAUCCACCUUCUGGGGAACAUCGUCACCUGGAUGUCUGCCAAUGCAGCCACUGCUGCCUACGUGGCUCUGUUCCUGUGGUACCUGCUCCGGCGGAGACGGAAUAUCUGUGACAUCCCUGAAGAGGCAUGGUGGCAGUGGGUGUCAGCAGGAGGCCUCUGCGUGGGAGGCUGGGCCAUGAAUUACCUCCCAUUCUUCCUGAUGGAGAAGACGCUCUUCCUCUACCACUACCUGCCUGCUCUCACUUUCCAGAUCCUCCUGAUCCCUGUUGUCCUGCAGCACACCAGCGAAUACCUCUGCAGAUCCAGACUCUCAAAGAGCAUGCACAGUGCUCUUGUGGUUGCCUGGUUCUCUUCUGUUUACCUGACCUACCACACAUUCCGACCGCUCACCUACGGGAAGCCUCCGCUCACCAAAAGUCAGCUCCAGGACCUACGCUGGAAGGACAGCUGGGACAUCUUGAUCAGCAAACACUAGUCUUGCAAGACGGG